AUGACCAAUUUGCUGCUUUCUCGGCAAUAUUGGUCUGGAGGCAAGGACGAGGGAUAUGGUACGGACUUCAGCAAGGCUAUCGACAAAGUCGCCCACUACAAGGUGCUCACAAAACUCUGGGCUCUGGGUAUCACAGGGUCCGCACUUCGCUGGUUAGAAGACUUCCUGAAAGGAAUACCAUUUUCAGUGAGAGUUUCUCAGGCGCAAUCUGCGUGGUACACAGUCACCAGUGGUGUCCCACAGGGCUCCGUUCUUGGUCCACUGUUGUUCCCGAUCUUUGCGGACGACAUACCGUCAACGUUGAGUAGCCCGUUCUCAAUCUAUGCAGACGAACUGAAGCUCUGGAGAACAAUCCAGACAGUGGCGGACCAAUUGUCUCUUCAGGAUGACCUGAACGCUUUGAUGAACUGA
Molecule: messenger RNA, 411 nt
Organism: Echinostoma caproni
Lineage: Eukaryota; Metazoa; Platyhelminthes; Trematoda; Plagiorchiida; Echinostomatidae
Source: the annotation of a GenBank genome assembly